AUGAGCUUGAAAGAAGUAUUCGAACAACAUCCAUGGAGGUCAUUUAAGAAGUUCAAUGAAGCUGCAAAGAGUUGGGGAUUUACUAACAGAGCUGAAGUUAAAAAGUUCUUUGACAAAAAUGUUGUACAUCAAACAAAAAUAAACCCUUACGACUACUUUUUACCAAUUUACUCCAACACUCCUGACGCAUACCAAUUUGACACUCUCAUUCAAAGCAGAAAAGGAGGACAUAAACCAUUCCUCAUCUUCAUUAAUGUUAACACUCGCAAAGCAUAUGCAUAUCCAAUGAGGAAUAAAGGAACUCGUGAAGUGUUAAGAGUUUUACAAAAGUUUGUAGCAGAACAUAGCCCAAGUACUUUAACAUCAGACCAAGACAGUGCAUACCUCAGCAAUGAAAUCACAGAUUUUCUCAUUAAGCAUAACAUAACUCACUACACUACUGAAGACCAUAACCAUAACAUACUCGGCAUCAUAAACCGCUUCAUAAGGACUCUCAGAGAUUUAAAUCAAGAGCGAGACUUUACCGAAGAAACAAUGAAAUAUUUCAUAGAAGUUUACAAUUCCUCAACACAUUCUACAACAGGACAUACACCAAAUUCAAUGACAUAA
Molecule: messenger RNA, 609 nt
Organism: Trichomonas vaginalis G3
Lineage: Eukaryota; Parabasalia; Trichomonadida; Trichomonadidae
Product: integrase core domain containing protein family
Exons: 1
Coding region: 1-609 (202 amino acids)
Biological process (GO): DNA integration
Molecular function (GO): nucleic acid binding
Source: RefSeq, a predicted model, not a curated record